ACUGUGUCGCCCUCUGGCAUUGAGCUGAAGAGCUUGGUUUCGCCAGCCUUGACCAAGGUGUCCACCUACUCCUCGCCCGGCUACACCUACAGUCAGUCCACUCCGGGYAUYUCCAAGUCGGCUACCUAUACAUCGCCCUCGGCCUCCAGUGGAGCAUACUAUGCCCCGCCCGUGACCACCAAGGUGSAGACCUAUACCUCCCCUGGCUACACCUACUCYAAGGCCACGCCUGGCUUCUCCAAGGUGGAGACCUACAGCUCACCCGGCUACAGCUACUCCCAGGCAUCGCCAGGUGUUGCCAAGAUAGCCACCUAUUCGCCUUCCAUUUCCUAUGCUGCGCCUGCGCCUGCCCUCAAGCUGGCCACCACCUCGUCGCUGUUCUCCUCGCUCGGCUCCGGCUACUCGGCCAGCUAUGCGCCCGCUCUGGCCAAGACCUAUUUGCCCGCAGCGCCCGCCAUUGCYACCCAAUAURUUUCGUCCCCUGCCAAGGUGGCCACCUAYAGCGCUCCUGCCGUGUCCACCUAUGCUUCAGCUCCCCUUAGCAAGCUGAGCACCAGCUAUGGUGCCAGUGGCUCWGGCGCCAUCUCCCAUCAGUACGUYUCCAAGCCAGCCGUGGCUACCUAUGCAGCUGCUCCUGCUGUCACCAAGACUGUYAGCUAUGCUGCUCCUGCCGUCACUAAGAUAUCCAGCUAUGCUGCUCCRUCUAUCUCCACCUACUCCUCAGCUCCUUCGGUAGCUAAAGUGGCGACCUACAGCCAGGCAGCUGAUGUCUCCCAUCAGUACAUUUCCAAGCCUAUUGUCGCUGCCUAUCCGGCAGCCGCUCCAGCUGUGGCCAAGGUGGGCUAUGCCGCUCCUGCCGUCAGCUACGCCAGCAGUGGACAUGGCGCUGUCUCCCAUCAGUACGUGUCCAAGCCUGCCCUGGCCACAAUCUCUGCUGCUCCGGCGAUUGCCAAGGUGGCAUCCUAUGCCGCUCCAGCUGUGGCCACCUAUUCCACCGGUCCGGCAAUCUCAAAGGUUGCCAGCUAUGCACCUGCAUCCAUAUCCACCUACUCCGCUGCUCCGGCUAUUACAAAAGUAGCCACCAGCUAUGGCAGCUCUGGCCAUGGCGCUGUCUCCCACCAAUAUGUGUCCAAGCCCGCCGUGGCUACCUAUGCAGCUGCUCCUGCUCUCACCAAGACUGUCAGCUAUGCUGCUCCGUCUAUCUCCACCUACUCCUCAGCUCCUUCGCUUGCCAAGGUGGCGACCUACAGCCAGGCAGCUGAUGUCUCCCAUCAGUACAUUUCCAGGCCAUCCACAGUGUAUGCUGCUGCUCCAGCGAUUGCAAAAGUCGCUACCUACGCAGCGCCUGCCGUAGCCACCUAUUCCGCUGCUCCAACCAUCACCAAGCUGGCAACCAGCUAUGGUAGCUCUGGUCAUGGCGCCGUCUCCCACCAAUAUGUGUCCAAGCCCGCUGUGGCUACCUAUGCAGCUGCUCCWGCUCUCGCCAAGACUGUCAGCUAUGCUGCUCCAGCCAUCGCCACCUACUCGGCAGCUCCCUCAGUUGCCAAGUACUAA
Drosophila arizonae is the source of this 1554-nucleotide messenger RNA. It is a transcript of the gene Cpr76Bd, whose product is annotated as Cuticular protein 76Bd. NCBI's taxonomy places the organism in Eukaryota, Metazoa, Arthropoda, Insecta, Diptera, Drosophilidae. The record is from RefSeq and is a predicted model, not a curated record.